ACUUACCAUCUGUAAUAGGAAAUAAUAAUUGCAUGGGUUUUUGACAUUUGGAGGAGUGUUAUUUGAACCUUUUCCUUACGUCUAGAGAACUGUGAAUCAUCUGAGUCUUGGUAGGAGGCAGGACCUGUGUUGUAUUACAGAUAAAGAAAAAAAUGCCACAUCUUGCCUUUUCAGCAUCCCUCUCAGCGAAGGUGCUGGCUUCUGACCUAGGCUUACUUAACCAGAUAUCUGGGAUGUUGAACUGGGACUGACAGAGGCAGGAAAAGUGAGCACCAUGGCUCAUGGUGGUGACAGUAGACACGACAUCAGAAGUUGGUUUUCUAGGCCACAUAGGCCAGUAACCCCAGCCGUGGCAUCCGGUGGUAGCAGUGGGAACCUCGUCAGAAUGGUUUUGGGCGUAGUUUGGGAAUGUUUCUGCAUGUGUAGCUUCCGUUUACUUCUCUGCCUAGUUUGUCAGUCUGCUACUCCAAAAUUUUUGGAGAUUUUAUGAGCUGCUUCAUUUCCAUUCAAUCCGUUUCUUGUCUACUGCAAUAGACUGAAUUGUGCACCCUUCCUUCAUCUGCUGAGCCUUAACUGCCAUGUGACUGUAUCUAGAGAUAGGGUUGGUAGGAGGAAAGUGAGCUUAAAGAAGGUCAUAAGAGUGGGACCCUAAUGUGAUAGGACUCUGGCCUUGUCAGAAGAGGAGGAGAGGGAGAUCUUUCUCUCUUGGCCAUGUGAGGACAUGGGGCAGAGGCAGAGAGAUCUGCAAGCCAGGAAAAGAGCUUUCACCUGAAACCAAACCCUGUUAGACCUUGAUCCUGGACUUUCAGCUUCCAGAACUGUGAGAAAUAAAUGUUUGUUGUGUAAGCCAACCAGUGUGUGGUAUUUUGUUACGGCGGCCCGAGCUGACAAAUACAGACUUGGGUGCAGGGAAGCGGGCAACAACCACACACUGUCACGAAAAGAGGGAGGCAGAGCCCCAUGGACUUCCCAGAGCGUUGCCACGGAGUGGGACUUUCUUCCUGCCUAAGCUGGGGCCAGGGCUUGCUUUUUCCACUGAAGGACCCCUUCUCAGUGUCUCCAGGAGAGUGGCUCAUCCGCUUUUCACCUCACUCCUGCCUGGGCUAGGCAGAAAGCACUUUUAAGGGCAGAGAAACAAACAACAUGUAGUUUGCCAUCAAUGGCAACAUUUGCACAAGUCUGAGUGUGCUGGGUCUGGGCCCAGGUGCCCAGGAGCCCGCUCAGCCGGCACCUGCCACCUCUGCCCUGGCCUGGCCUGACCACCAGCUGCCCCUGCAGACUCCCCUCUGCUUGGCCGGAGGGGGCCGGCACACCUCUGAGCACAUCUAGUCUGUUCCUGGGAACUGUACCUCCUAACAUCUUGUUUGAGGCACAGAACCUGAGUGCCCCGCAUGACAGAGAUAAGUCAUGCUGCAGAAGAAACCCCUGAGGGUUUAUUGUUACAAUUAAAGUUUUAAAAGCAGCUGACUAGGAUGAACAGCAACAUUUUCAAACGAAAAUAAACUGAGAAUGGACCUGUGUGAGAUGUGGAAAAUAUUUUAAAGCAAAGGAAAUGAUUCAGCACCUCCGCGAUGUGGCACAGAGAUGAAUUACGCAGUGUCUUGGCAGGUUACAAUGGUACCAUCUUUGCAUAUGGGCAAACAGGCAGUGGUAAGACAUUCACCAUCACGGGUGGAGCAGAACGCUACAGUGACAGAGGCAUUAUCCCAAGGACACUGUCGUACAUUUUUGAGCAAUUACAAAAGGACAGCAGCACAAUAUAUACAACGCGCAUUUCCUAUUUGGAAAUCUACAAUGAAUGUGGUUAUGAUCUGUUGGAUCCAAGACAUGAAGCCUCCAGUUUGGAAGAUUUGCCGAAAGUGACAGUGUUUGAGGACCCUGACCAGAAUAUUCACCUGAAAAACCUGUCUCUCCAUCAGGCAGCGACAGAGGAGGAAGCUCUGAAUCUGCUUUUCUUAGGAGACACCAACAGAAUGAUUGCAGAGACUCCAAUGAACCAAGCUUCAACUCGUUCCCACUGCAUUUUCUCUAUUCACUUAUCAAGCAAGGAGCCAGGAUCUGCGACCGUCCGCCAUGCCAAACUUCACUUGGUUGACCUGGCUGGUUCAGAGCGAGUUGCAAAGACUGGAGUGGGAGGCCAACUUCUAACAGAGGCCAAGUACAUCAACUUGUCCCUUCAUUACUUAGAACAGGUGAUCAUUGCUCUUUCAGAAAAACACCGUUCCCACAUUCCCUACAGGAACUCCAUGAUGACCAGUGUCCUAAGAGACAGUCUGGGAGGGAACUGCAUGACGACCAUGAUUGCAACUCUCUCUUUAGAGAAAAGGAAUAUCGACGAGUCUAUAUCUACCUGCAGAUUUGCACAACGAGUGGCUCUCAUAAAGAAUGAAGCUGUUCUCAAUGAAGAAAUCGAUCCCAGAUUGAUGAUUAUACGCCUACAAAAAGAAGUUCAGGAGCUGAAGGAUGAACUGGCCAUUGUCACUGGGGAGCAGAGGACAGAGGCGCUCACAGAUGCAGAGCUCCUUGAGCUGGAAAAACUAAUAACCUCCUUUUUGGAAGACCAAGAUCCGGAGAGUAGACUAGAGGUUGGCACUGAUAUGCGUAAAAUUCAUCACUGUUUCCAUUAUUUAAAGAAACUAUUGAAUGACAAGAAGAUCCAUGGAAAAAGCACAGUCUCUUCGGAAAUCAAAGAUCAAGACUGCCAAGAACCAUUAAAAGAGGAAGAAUAUAAAAAGCUACGAGACCUUCUACAGCAGAGGGAUAAUGAAAUCAAUAUUCUGGUCAAUAUGCUAAAGAAGGAAAAGAAGAAAGCUCAGGAUGCUCUCCACUCAUCUGGCAUGGAUAGAAGUGAAUGUGGACACUCAAAGAGUUCACCUUUUCCACCUGGGAACCCAGAAGGUCUGAGGACUUUGCCAUCCUCAGCUCCCACACAGGUCCAGGACGUCAACACUUUUGGGUACAGAUCCAGUUUGCUCCACAGAAAAACAGUGAUGAGAGAGGAAAUGUCAUUAGGACGACAAGAAGCUUUUGAAAUCUUCAAGAGGGACCACGCUGACAGCGUUACCAUCGAAGACAACAAACAGAUUUUGAAGCAGAGAUUUUCUGAAGCAAAGGCCCUGGGAGAAAGUAUAAAUGAAACAAGAAGUAAAAUUGGUCGCUUGAAAGAAGAAAUCACCCAGCGCCAUAUGCAGCAAGUAGCUCUAGGCAUCUCAGAAAACGUAGCCAUGCCUUCUAUGCCAGACUUGCUGGAAGAAAAGCUUCGAUCACAACUGGAGGAAGAAAAGAUAAGGUAUAAAAUGAUGUUCACACGCCUGAAGGCCCUGAAGGUGGAGAUCGAGCACUUGCAGCUGCUCAUGGACAAAGCCAAGGUGAAGUUGCAGAAGGAGUUUGAAGCCUGGUGGGCCGAGGAAGCCACCAGCCUGCAGGUAAAUUCUCCAGCAGUGAAUUCCCUCAAUCACAUGAAGCCCUUUCCCCAGACACCUGAGUCCCAGCGUGAAAGGUCUCAGCUUCUCUGUAACCAAAGUGAUGUGAACACCAGGAAAAUCUUGCCCUCGCCUUGUCCCAUCCCGCACAGCCGGGAGCCCAGUAGCACCAGUGCCUCCCUGGAAGACAGCAUCCCUGAGAAGCCAGCAUCAUCUAUCCCUCUCACUGGGGACAGCCAGACUGACUCUGACAUCCUGGCAUUCAUCAAGGCCAGACAGAGCAUUCUGCAGAAGAAAUGUUUCCAGUAAGCAUCCGGCCGUGCACUGUGGCAGCAAGAAUGGAGUACAGACGAAGGAAGGCAUCUCUUCUCACUCGCCCUGGCUUCAGAUGUGAUCUGUGGGCUGCUGGGAGCAACUAGUGAUUUGGGUUCCCAUAGAGGGGGCCGUGUUUCCUUAAGGAUGGUGUCCUGGAGGCUGCCAGUGAGGCUGGGACCAGGGCUUCUGGCACCAUCCUUGCUGUGGGUACUGGGGCUGUUGGCCGGACCAGGCAAUGCCGGGGUGCUAGUGGUUAUAUAAGGGCUUCUGCUCACUCUUGUAGUGGCCGAUUUUAAACCUUGGAGAUUAUGAAAUAGUACCAUCAUAAUGCAGUGGCAGGGGAGGCUCAUGCUGGUAGAAUACGGGAGAAAUGAUCAUCUGUUAUUUUUAGCUACCUACCAGCCCACUCUCUGCCCUACCCCCUGGUUUAGGAGCCCAGGAAUGGCUGGGGCAAGCCAGGCAGGACGUUGGAGCCAAAGACAAAGCAGUGGAGUGCAAAGCAUCUUGAUGGCCAGUCCUGAUCUCCCAAAGCAAACCUUGUGCCAUCACCCUCAUGGCCCAGAUGAUCUAUAGGCAGUGCCUGAAUCAGCCGUAUUUCUAAAGAGUCACCCACCCUGUAGGGUCCAAGGACAUCGUUGCACCCUAGGAGCUGUGGAUGGCUCCCAGGAGCUCUGCAGAGAGCUUGAGAGGCGCGGUGUGGGCACCUGGGCCUCACACCCUCACCCAGCCUCUUGGGGCUCUGCAUGACUUGGGCCCAAACUCCCUGCUCCCACCGGGAAAACAGAGCUGCCAGGAGCUUGCCUCAGUGAGCCCUUGCAGCGCUCUGGGGCCUGGCUGCAUGAUACAGACCCAGGGGAGGGUGGGCCAGCCCUCAGGAGGCCCUCAGAGGGCAAGGGCAGCAAGGUCCCAAGCCAGCAGUAGGUGGGGAGAGGUGUGGAGUGGGGAGAGGAUGGACAUCUGAAAUGAAGCUGAGUAAAAGUGUUUGUCUACCAUUCCUGCUAUCUCUGUCCUAUGAAUACAGGACCUGCCGCCCUGGAAAGGAGCAGAGAGAAAAUAGAUUGAAUUGGCUUGCUGUCCCCUCCUCCCCAGGACUGGGUAAAAGGAUCAUUCGAGAGAAGGUAGAUGGUCCCAUUUCAAAGCCAGGCAGGCCAUGCAGCCCCUCCAAUCCACACCCUCACUGAUAAUAUUAGAAACCCUGAAGCAAAGGGGGUGGGGGGCUGGCUUCUAAGGGCUUGUUAGCGGCAAAUGUCCCCUCCUCGGGGGCUUUCCCUGACCGCCCAACUAGAGCCACCCCCUAGUUGCUCUCUAUCCCAUUUCUCUGUUUUAUUUUCCUCAUCACCACCUGACAUAUCAUCUCUCUUUAUUUGCUUAUUUUUUUAUGGCCUGCAACCCCUCCCCCAAGACUAAAAGCUCCAUGACAACAAGGACCUACAUGUCUUGCUCAUCACUAUGUCCCCAGCACAAGUUGGCAUUGAGUAAAGUACCCUUUCAGUUAAUGAGUGGCAGAGACAGAACCCAGACUUCUUGGGCUGGCAUCUGGCCCAUGCCUUUACUCUGGCUCUGUGACUGAGGCCCAUCGGGCAGGGUCCAGCCUCCCUGGCCCUCACAGUCCUGCGGCACAUAGUAAGUCCUCAAUAAAGUCUGUAGGACCCAGGAAGACCAAAAUAGAGCCCUUAUAGCCAGAUCCUAGAAGCCUCCCCGAGUGCCCAGGGCACACGUGUAACACAGACACCCAGUCUCAAGAGCCCUGAGGCAGCAUGGAGUUGGCCAGAGUCUUUGGAGACAGCCUCAGUGUGCCUGGCACACCUUAGUGCCCUCGGCCCUCUAGAGCUGGUUAGAGUCUAUUGACUUUAGAUCUCCUGCUGAGAACUUAUCUCCUGGAUCCAAAGGCCUUAUUGACAGAGAUGUGUGGUGUGGGCCCAUGCAGGGUGUGAACCCGCCUUCUGCAGCAAUCACUGAAGGCAGGAGAGGAAAUGAAGAAGAGAGAAAAACAGACAGCUAGGCCAUGGUGUCUUGCCGAGAGAGCUGUAUACCAAGUGUGUACAGCAACUGGAGAGGGACACCCCCCCCCCCCAAAUGUCCCUUCCCAAUGGAAGCUGGGCCUUUGAUGUGGACGCAUGCUUGACCACAGUGCAUCUUCCACAAAGUUCACUGGCCUUUAAAAUGGGAGAAAUGGAUGCAAUGCUCUGAAAAGACUCUCCAGCAAUCCUGAGCUCAGUGGGGCAUGUGAGUUCACUCCAGGCCAAACUGUAGAGCUUUCCAAAAUAUCUUCUGGAAAGCAGCCUGGCCGGUGACUCCAGCCCAGUCCCUACUAGAAUUCAAUUUGCUCUGCUAUUCACUUGACAGGAGAUGUUAGGAGGACAGUUUAGAAUGUGGCUUGCUCAGAUCCUGCUACAAGGGAUUUUUAGGAAGCAGAUACAGAAACUGUGGUAGAUUGAAUAACCAGUCUUAAGACUUUGCCCCCUGAAAUAGAAUUAUACAUCCAAAGCUUUGCCACAGCCUCAUGGCGGUAGGGUAUUCUUUCCUACCCCUUAAAUUUGGGCUUGGCUCUGUGACUUGCCUUGGUCAAUGGGAUGUUAGCAGACGUGAUACAAGCAGAGGCUUGACAUGAGCCUGCAUGCUCGGGCUCUCCUCUCACACUCCAGGGAUCUGCCUUGAGAGGAACAUGCCCUGGAUAGGUGUGCCCCUUCAGCCUAGAUCCCAGAACAUACAGAGAGCAGAUCUGAGCCCAGCCUACAGCCUGGAGCCAAGGCCAGCAAACCUGUAGCCUGGAGCAGAGCCAUCCCAUCAAGUCCAGCCCAGACCAGCUGAACCCUGGCUGAUCCAAAGACCCAAAAUCAUGAGAAUAAAUGUUUGUUGUCAUAAGCCACUAAGCCUUGGGGUGAUUUGUCAUGAAGCAUUAACUGUAGCCACAGAUAACAGAUACAGAUAUUGAAACCCAGAGAUGGUAUAUGACUAGAUGCAGAAUUUCUCAGAGUUCACUCUUUCCGUCCACGCUGCCUACUGAAAGGGCACUUGAGAGAACACUGUAUAUGAAAAAGUAGGACCACCACUUACGGCCAUGAUAGAGCAACAGGGACAUGAUUUACCCUCCUGCUUUAAAUAACUGAAAAUUAGACAAAAUGUAUAAGACAAUAAAACACUGGGAAAAGGCAGUACAGGACACUAACCCCCAAGAGAAGGGAAACAAGUGAGGUGAGCCCUAUGAUUGCCCCAACUUACAGCUCCUCACAGUACUUAGGCUGCAGUCCUGGAAGCGGGCACCAGGUGGCGCCCAGUGGUUUCCCUAGUUAAGGAAUUGGAGCCUGUAGUCCAGGGAGGCCAAGGGGGCUUCCGUUGGCAAGGCCAAGUACAAGAGAUGAGUGAGCUGCAGAGUGCCGACACACUGUGGAGAUCUCCAGAGGGUUCUCUCAAGUCUUCAGCCAACUGCUGGGCGAGACACGUGGGUGAAGAAAUCACUCAAGGCUGGAGAAAGAACCACCAGAAAGGAGCUAGUAGAAAAUUUUCCAGAAAUAACACAGGGUUGGGAGUACUCCCAACAGCCACAGUGGAGAAACCUUCUCACAAAAAAAGUCACUGAACAGAAAACACAUAAGGUAUUUAUGUGUGGCAGGCAUUUGGAAGUAGCACCAAAUUAGCCAGAGAUCAAAGCUAUUCUGGUCCCGCCUAACAAAAUCUAAAAAGUAAGCAUCAAAAGAGUCAAACUGCUUUCAGUGAGUUUCCACACAGAGCUCAAAAACAUUUAAAGGAAUAAAAAAAGAAUCUAACAUCUAACAAUAUAGAAGGGGCACCCAGUAGAAGUUACCAAGGAUGCAAAGAAGCAGGAAAACAUGGUUUGUAGGAGAAAAACCAAUUCAUAGAAAUAGAAACAAAUAGAAACCGAUGAUUGACUACGUAGACAGGGACUGCUUUUUAAUGCAAUGGUGUAUGUUUAAAAUACAGGCAAGGGGUGCAUGGGUGACUCAGGCACGUGGGUGACUCAGUCUGCUAAGCGUCUGACUCUUGAUUUUGGCUCAGGUCAUGAUCUCAAGGUUCGUGAGAUCCUGAGAUCAAGCCCCGUGGGCUCUGCGCUGACAGCACAGAAUUCUCUCUCUCCCUCUCUCUCUGCCCCUUCCCCUCUCUGUUUCAAAAUAAAUAAACUUUUAAAACAUAUGUAUAGGCAGAAAUAUUCCCCUUGCAAUUCCUCAAAUGUAAACAUGACUCAUCCAUCUGGUCAUUCUUUUAACAAGGAUGUACCAUCCACUGUGCUAAGUUCUGGUGACUCAGAGGUGACCAAGACAGAGAAAGUGCCAAUUGUCUCAUUCUAGGGAUGCCUGGGUAGCUCAGUCAGUUGGGAGUCCAACUUGGGCUCAAGUCCUGAUCUUGUGGUUCAUGAGUUUGAGCCCUGCAUCUGUCUCUGUGCUGACAGCUCAGAGCCUGGAGCCUGCUUCAGAUUCUGUGUCUCCCUCUCUCUCUGUCCCUCCCCUGCUCACAGUCUGUCUCUCUUUCUCUGAAAAAUAAAUAAACAUUAAAAAUUUUUUUAAAAAAAAGAA
Messenger RNA from Acinonyx jubatus (cheetah), 8269 nucleotides. It is a transcript of the gene KIF6, whose product is annotated as kinesin family member 6. The record is from RefSeq and is a predicted model, not a curated record. NCBI's taxonomy places the organism in Eukaryota, Metazoa, Chordata, Mammalia, Carnivora, Felidae. Gene Ontology annotation, molecular function: microtubule binding; ATP binding; microtubule motor activity. The transcript has 20 exons. The coding region runs from base 1572 to 3731 and encodes 719 amino acids. Gene Ontology annotation, biological process: microtubule-based movement; mitotic spindle organization.